Messenger RNA from Amoebophrya sp. A120, 2278 nucleotides. The record is from the annotation of a GenBank genome assembly. Lineage: Eukaryota; Dinophyceae; Syndiniales; Amoebophryaceae.
CUCGUAGUUGUGCGAUAUGAUUCAGACUACUUAGCGUUCAUCUACGGUUGACGUCAUGAGGAGGCGUUGUCGGAGUCGCAGGCGGUCGUUGCAAGUCGUUGUGUCGGAAGAGAAGUUUUGGGGAGUGACUGCAGAGUGAUGAGUUUAGUUCAAGAGUUCGUUGCUUUUUCAACUACAUUUUCAGCACUGAUAUUGAAUGAAAAUAGCGACGCUUAAGGACGAAGAGAACGCGGCGAAAGAGCCGCUUUUUUCCUUCACAAGAUGAACGGAUUAUGGGUGGGUGAAGGGACCCGUGAGUCCCUACGAACAAAUGGCUUCAAGAGCUUUGAAACAAGGAGGUCACGAUCAGCAAACCCAACGUAAGUUGAGGCGUGUUUUGAUUUUUCAUGCAUUUUUGUAUGGACGAUGAAUUGAAAGAAAUCGGUUCUUGCUCUCAUGCAGCUAAGGACCAAUGAAAUAGUAAAGGCAAACAAACGGAGCUGAAAAACAAAAAAGGUUUUGGGCCAACGGACCGAGGGGAAGUACGGAUCGACCUUUGGCGAGUUUUUGCGAAAAGCCUCUCAACCGACCACUAGCGGACCAUCCAAGUACUUACUUCUAAGAGCCAAAAUAUUUUUGUUUGUGGUUUUCGUUUUUCAUCAUCUAUUGUCUCAUGGUAAGCAUGCAGCUCCUUUGAAGAUUCUGACUGCCGCAAACUUGCUGUUGCGGGUGAAAAACACAAUGUGGUAAGUACUCUAGAUGAAACUUUGAAACGUGAAAACUCGACAGGAAAACCAAACGGGCCACUUUGCCACAACAAAUCGUCGGACUACCGAACGAACGCAUCCCUAUCCACCUAUCCCUACAACUGGAGACGAGGGAAGGCAGGGAUGUGGGUGCCGAGGCAAAACAAAUCCUAUGACGCUUUUAUGCAUCCAAUGGAGGGGAUUGCUGGCUGGGACAACUCGUAUCAAAUAUCUCUUUUCUGCUGCAAGAUUUAUUUUUUUUCCGAAACUUUAUAAUUCUGCAUUUAGGUGGUAAAUGCAACACUGUAGUACUUUCUUAAACAUGAGUGACACUCCCUUUCAGCAAGCAUGUGCGUGUCGUGAUCGAUACAGAUUCUAAAAUGAAAUGCACAGAUAUACCCACCAAAACACGCACUUUGCGCCGACAAAUACGCAGUACGGCAGCUUCUGGUUUGACCGGAAGCUCCAGCCAGCGCCGAGGGUAUUCAACCAAACUCAGCCGGGUACGAAAAUGAUUUCGGAAGUGUGGACGGGGUUCAAUUAGGAUUGGUAUGCUGACGUUUCAGCAACUCAUUUAUCUGCCCACGCGCUCCCGUCGGUCAUCACGUUAUGCACCAUGGUAUGACGCUGUUGAAUAAAUAACCAGCAUCAUAACAUGGUGCAUGAUCUUCUGCACCACGCUAUAAAGAGGAUCCAAAAUAAAUGAUACUUGCCGAAUUCAGUUCAUCGAUGACGUGUCUGUCGAAUGACAAAAAUUAUGUGAAAAUAUUUGGGAUCGCAUGAAAAUUACCGCUCGCGGCGCGCAUUGUAUUUCAAGUGCAAGCGACAAAACAGAAACUACUUGCCGUCUCCUGCGCAUCUUGUUGUAGUGAGCGAACGACUAAUAUGGUUCUGCUGUCGAAAAGUACCUUGAUCAUAGCAUGUGGAGUAAUGUUAUGCAGGACGGUAUGCGAUCAGAUGGCAAAGCGGUAAUUUGGUUUCGUGCAGUGCCUCCUCGUGCAUCAUCUUAUUCUCCAUGGUACCGCCGCAAGAAAAUCAAUGCAAAUUUCAUGACAGUAAUACAAUAGAUAUUGCAACGCUGACACUCGUUAUCGCAAUUGAUUCCUUUCCAACCACCCACACUUCUUUUCAUUUUCAUACUCCGCGGAGGGUGGUAUCCGGUGUCACACGGCCACAGACCGUGAAACGAUGAUGAUGUUUGUCCUCUUGUAUGAUGGAAAAAACGCAUUAGUAGCUCGUAGAGCCCUUCUUCACCUUAUCCUUGUCAUAUCAAUUUGCUAAAUCGAUGUAAACUAUUGGACUUGUUGUGGUUGUUGAGAAAAUUUGUACCAAACCAGAACCAAGCCACUGUAUAGCUUCAGAAGUUUGAUGCUGACCGUAAAAGAAACAGGAUUUCACUAAAUACAUCCCGAAAUUAUGGCCCAAUUGAAAGAAAUUGGAAUAGGAAAUUGCUUCAAAAACUGUACCAAAGUUGAGUCCGCCUGCGGACAUGGACGAAAUGUCAUUGUAUGAAAUAGACCGCACAACCGAGCAAACUUAAGAAACACCUUUAU